AUGGAUACAUCACUCGGUGCGACAAUUAGAUCUUUCUGGCACACUAUGACCAGUUAUGACAGACACUCUUCUUUCGACUCCCCUUACCGAACCGGUCGCCAUGUCCCUCUGCAGGACAGUCGAGGUGGCAUCAUGACGGGCGUGGCGACAGCCUCCGAUUCUCGAAACGACGUCUCAUCUCCGUAUACCGACGAAACAGGCCGAGGUUCUCCGCGUCUGGACGCCAACACUUUUGCACCAUCAGGCGCCCCUUACUCUCCCGGACUGAGGUCAAUGAGCGCUCGCAAUGCCAGCCAAGGUGAUGGUUUCGAGGUGCAAAGCCCUGGCGACGUCCCAAUGCAGAACUUUAAUGAUGGCCUUCCACCUCCUCCCCCAGUCGUCCACUCCUGGAGGCGCAUCGAUUCCUGGGCCGAUGACAAUUACCCAGAGCUUUUCGAUCAGCUCUGCGAGGGCGCCACCAACAAUGAUCUGAACGACCUGGAGCAUCAGCUUGACUGCUCCCUUCCUCAGGAUGUCCGCGACUCCCUCAUGAUUCACGACGGCCAGGAGCGAGGAGGAAUGCCCACUGGAAUCAUCUUCAGCCACAUGCUACUGGACUGCGAGGAAAUUGUGCAAGAGUGGGAUAACUGGAGGACUGUCAACCAACAAUUCUUGCUCGAGACCUCCGUUGCUAAGCCCUCCACCCCUUCCAAGGCUUUUGGUGGCAGUAAUGAGGCCUCUUCCUCCAAGCAAGGCGGCGGUGCUGGCAACAGCCCUGGUCCUUGGAGACAGGAUCUCAUGUCUCGCCAGGACUGUGUCCCUGCGAAUGCUGUCCAAAAGGCAUACGCGCACAGCUCUUGGAUCCCUCUGGUUCGCGAUUGGGGUGGCAACAACUUGGCUGUUGACCUGGCACCUGGUCCUGGAGGUCAAUGGGGUCAGAUCAUUCUCUUUGGUCGUGACUAUGACACAAAAUACGUUGUGGCUCGUUCUUGGUCUGCCUUCCUCGCUGUUGUCGCGGACGAUCUCAACAGCGGCAAGUGGUACGUAGACGAAGAUACUAAUGAGCUCAAGCUACGAGAGUUCAAGGAGACACGAGUCGAGCCCUCGUAUUUCAGCAUUUUGAGGUGGAGAAUGGACCAGAAGUACGGACGACGCGCUCCCUCCAAGAGACGAUCCAUGGGCCCCAAGCCCAACUCUCCUUUAGGCUCGCGCUCUUCUUCUCCCUAUGGCAGCGGCGGUGAAGGCGAGGGGCGAGGUCGAUCUAUGCAACGCCUGAGCGGUUCAUCUCCUUUGGCUAGCCCUCGACCCGGUGCUGGACCAGGUUACGGGAAAGCGACUCCUCUGAGCCGGGUAACGGAAGAGACUGCAAUCCCCGAGCUUGCCGACGCAUACAUCCAACCGGAGAAGCUCGUAGAGGUCGAAACUCCUCGACAGAGCCAAGACAGCAAGAUUCCCAAUGUCACCAGCAUCCCCCGUGUGGAAUCCGACCUCCUUAAGGUGGAGGAAGAGUCAUCGCCAAAGGCGAAUGGCAAGAAGCCUGAGUUGGUGGAUGAACCAAUGAAGACUAUCGAGAUUUAA
Fusarium venenatum is the source of this 1557-nucleotide messenger RNA. RefSeq lists its product as uncharacterized. Gene Ontology annotation, biological process: cell wall biogenesis; fungal-type cell wall beta-glucan biosynthetic process. The record is from RefSeq and is a predicted model, not a curated record. NCBI's taxonomy places the organism in Eukaryota, Fungi, Ascomycota, Sordariomycetes, Hypocreales, Nectriaceae. Gene Ontology annotation, cellular component: mating projection tip.